Messenger RNA from Gymnogyps californianus (California condor), 1494 nucleotides. RefSeq names its product solute carrier family 22 member 6 (gene SLC22A6). Gene Ontology annotation, cellular component: membrane. Lineage: Eukaryota; Metazoa; Chordata; Aves; Accipitriformes; Cathartidae. Gene Ontology annotation, molecular function: transmembrane transporter activity. The transcript has 10 exons. The record is from RefSeq and is a predicted model, not a curated record. The coding region runs from base 1 to 1494 and encodes 497 amino acids. Gene Ontology annotation, biological process: transmembrane transport.
AUGUUGGCCAGCCACAACCUGCUCCAGAACUUCACCGCCGGCGUCCCCGACCACCACUGCCGACCCCGGCCCCCGGCCAACGGCAGCACCGGGGCUAUCCCGCUCCUCGUCUCCAUCCCUUCCGACGGCCACCGCCGUCCCCAGCGCUGCCGUCGUUACGUGGAACCCCAGUGGCACCUCUUGGAGGUCAACGGUACGGUCAACGGCACGGUCAACGGCAUGGUCAACGCGGCCACCGAGCCUUGCCGGGAUGGCUGGAUCUACCACGACGGCGUCUUCGCUCACACCAUCGUUAGCGAGUGGGACCUGGUGUGCGAGUCCAAGACGUUGAGGCAGGUUGCCCAAUCCAUCUACAUGGCCGGGAUCCUCCUGGGAUCCGGACUCUUCGGGAUCCUCUCCGACAAGUUCGGGCGGCGGGCGCUGCUGAGCUGGUGCUACCUGCAGCUGGGGGUGACGGGGGCCGGGACGGCGGCCGCCCCCACCUUCGGCCUCUACGUCCUCGGCCGCUUCCUGGCCGGCCUGGCCAUGGCCGGCGUCUCCCUCAACUCCGCCUCCCUCUGCAUGGAGUGGAUCCCGACGGAGGCGCGGGCCGUGGUGGGCACCAUCAACGGCUACUGCUACACCCUGGGGCAGUUCGUGCUGGCGGCCGUGGCCUUCGGCCUCCCUCGCUGGCGCUGGCUCCAGCUCGUCGUCUCCCUCCCCUUCUUCCUCUUCUUCCUCUACUCCUGGCUCUUCGUGGAGUCGGCCCGCUGGCAGGUGAUUUCGGGGAGACCCGACCUGGCCCUCGAGGGGCUCCGCAAAGUCGCCCGCGUCAACGGGAGGAAGGAGGAGGGAGACAAACUCAGCGAGGAGGCGCUGCGGGCGCUGGUGCGCCGGGAGCCGCCGCUGCCGGGGGGUUCCCUGGCCACGCUGCUCCGCACCCCCGGCAUGAGGAGGGUCUCCUGCGGCGUCUCCUUCGUCUGGUUCUCCACCAGCUUCGCCUAUUAUGGGCUGGCGAUGGAUCUGCAGGGCUUCGGGGUGGACGUCUACCUGAGCCAGCUGGUCUUCGGGGCUGUGGACAUCCCGGCCAAGCUGGCCUCGGUGCUGGCCAUCAGCUGCGUGGGGCGGCGGGUGGCCCAGGGCGGCUCCUUGGCGCUCGCCGGCAUCUGCAUCCUCGCCAACAUCGGCGUGCCGACGGAGCUGCAGAUGCUGCGCAUGGCCUUCGCGGUGAUCGGGAAGGGUUCCUUGGCCGCCUCCUUCAACUGCGCCUACAUCUUCACCGGAGAGCUCUUCCCCACCGUCAUCAGGCAGACGGGGAUGGGCCUGGGGGGCACCAUGGCCCGCGUGGGCGGCAUGGUGGCCCCGUUGGUACGCAUGGCGGCCGACGUGACCCCGGUCCUGCCCCUCGUCAUCUACGGGGCCGCCCCCAUCAUCUCGGCCAUCGCCACCUGCUUCCUGCCCGAGACCCGCAACGUGCCCCUGCCCGAGACCGUCAAGGACGUCGAGAGACGGUGA